Messenger RNA from Exophiala viscosa, 1449 nucleotides. RefSeq names its product putative bifunctional purine Ade1. The record is from RefSeq and is a predicted model, not a curated record. NCBI's taxonomy places the organism in Eukaryota, Fungi, Ascomycota, Eurotiomycetes, Chaetothyriales, Herpotrichiellaceae. The transcript is spliced from 3 exons. Gene Ontology annotation, molecular function: metal ion binding; ATP binding; phosphoribosylamine-glycine ligase activity. The coding region runs from base 156 to 1364 and encodes 402 amino acids. Gene Ontology annotation, biological process: purine nucleobase biosynthetic process.
CCCAGAGCCGCCCAGUUAGGGGUGUGGUACCAUGGGUUGCCCAUUUCUGUUGCCUGGUAGCCUUGGCGGCAAUUGUUCACUACGAACUGCGCCACGAGAGAAUUCCGAGUUAUCAAGCAUGGGAAGCAGUACGGCAUCAUUGCUGGCGACUUGAGAUGGCGACAUUGAACAGAAAGCUACGCGUGCUUCUCAUCGGCAAAGGCGGACGAGAACACGCAUUAGCCUGGAAACUCAGACAGUCUCCUCGCGUCGAGCACGUAUUCGUCGUUCCCGGUAAUGCCGGCACUGCACGGGAUCUCAUGAAUGUCUCAAGCAUCAAUCACCCCGCUACCGACAACUAUGACUUGCUCGUCAAAACGGCCCAGGACCUUCGCAUUGGUCUCGUCGUUGUCGGACCCGACUCAGCAAUUGUGGGUGGCAUUGCAGAAUACUUUUGGCAAGCACAGAUACCAUGCUUCGCACCUAGCAAAGCGGCCGCCGAGAUAGAAGGAUCCAAAUCUUUCGCAAAGGACUUUAUGCUCAGACACGGCAUUCCAACAGCGGAGUACAAGACCUUUACUGAUUUCCACGCAGCAAGAGCCUACGUCGAGUCUAUCGAGCAUAGGUUUGUGAUUAAAGCAGACGGUCUCGCUGCAGGCAAAGGUGUCAUCAUUCCCAGCACUAAAGGCGAAGCAAUCCGGGCCCUCACGGAUAUCAUGGUCAACCAGCACUUCGGCACAGCUGGCAGCACCGUGGUCAUAGAGGAGUUCCUGGAAGGCCAAGAGGUCAGCGUGUCGACACUAUCCGACGGCACCACCACCGUCACUCUCCCUGUUGGGCAGGACCACAAGCGCAUUCAUGUUGGCGACAAGGGGCCCAACACUGGCGGGAUGGGUGUGUACGCGCCUGUGCCGGCAGCCACACCUGAGCUUCUGCAGAGGAUCAAAACCGAGAUUCUCCGUCCCACCUUCGAGGGGCUACGUAGAGAAGACCGCGAAUUCGUCGGCCUGCUGUUCACGGGUAUCAUGCUAACACCGACUGGACCGAAAGUGCUCGAGUACAACGCCCGCUUCGGCGAUCCGGAGACACAAUCCUUAAUGCCCCUUCUCGGUCCGGAAGUUGACCUUGCAGAAGUCAUGCUUGCGUGCAUCGAGCGGAGAUUGCAUGAGGUCGAGAUCACAGUGCGGACCGGAUACGCGUGUAAUGUCGUCGUCGCUGCCGAAGGAUACCCCGGACAGUAUCGUACUGGCGAUGUUGUGCAGUUCAGUUCAGUCCCGACAGGUUGGUGGUCACGCCUCCAGCCGAAUUACCAACAGCUUAAGAUGACCAACACUUUUGGCGACAAACUGUUUGAUCUUCCAUGCCGGUACGAAACUUGUGGGUGACGAGGUCGUCACAUCGGGCGGUCGCGUGUUUACGGUUGUCGGACUGGGCGAAACAUUGCUGGAAGCAGCGGCCAAAGCAUAUGAA